Messenger RNA from Paramacrobiotus metropolitanus, 1400 nucleotides. RefSeq lists its product as uncharacterized. Gene Ontology annotation, biological process: DNA replication. The transcript is spliced from 3 exons. NCBI's taxonomy places the organism in Eukaryota, Metazoa, Tardigrada, Eutardigrada, Parachela, Macrobiotidae. The coding region runs from base 501 to 1400 and encodes 299 amino acids. Gene Ontology annotation, molecular function: DNA binding; DNA-directed DNA polymerase activity; nucleotide binding. The record is from RefSeq and is a predicted model, not a curated record.
UUUUUUGCCCAACGUGCUCCUUGUUCUACAUGCCCGAAGACAACCAUAUAUGCUACAUGCAACCCAUUGAGCUCACAGACAGAGAAAAGGCUAAACACCUAAACGAUAAGCUAGCGUACUUUGAUCUUGAAACGUUUCAAGAUGAGGCAGGUGAUUUCAAAGUGAAUUUAGCGGUCAUAGCAACAAAAGACGAGAAAUUUGUCCUUCCGGAAGAUGGAAAUAUUAGCGGUGAUAUUUCAAGUGCUUUGGGGGAAUUCAUCUUUAGCGAACGCUUUCGUGGGUAGACCUUUAUUGCACACAACUUAAAGGUAAACAAUGUCAAAACUUCAUAAGCAAUCAUAAGCUUUUGUUGACAAAAAGAUACUUUUAGGGAUUUGACGGGUAUUUUCUGCUAAACUAUCUAAUCAAGAACGGAAUUAUUCCACACCCAUUGAUUUUUAACGGGAGCAAGGUUGUGCAGAUGGAUAUUUCAAAACUUCAAAAUAAAAUUCCGUGACUCUAUGAAUUAUGUGCCGUCAUCGUUAAAAAAUUUUGCCAAAGCAUUCGGUUUGCAAGAAACCAAAGGAGACUUUCCUCACAAACUUAAUCAGCCAGAAAAUUGGAACAAAAUUCUUCCAUGGCCAGAUCGACACGAUUACGGUUACCAGCUCAUGAAAAAGAAAGAACGUAAACGUUUCAUAAAGUGGUUCCGUAAAGAGCGACGCCGUCACAACAAUCAAUUUGACUUUAAUGCUCACUUUAUUGGAUAUUGUUCGCAAGAUGUUCUUGUUCUCCAACAAGCAUGUGAGAAGUUUCGAACUCUCUUCCAACAAGUGACGAAUGGAUUGUGUCCAUUUGCUUCAGGCCUUACCACCCCUGGAAUGUGUAAUUAUUUUUGGAGAGCGCGGAUGUUAAAGAAAAACCAAAUUGCGCUGAUUGGCCCCCCUGGACAAGGUAAAAAAUCUUCGGCCAAAGGAGAUCGUUGGCUCCGAUGGAUUGAAAUGGACAACGAUAUACAACUCCAGCGCGAGGUCCGAAUCGGCCCUUGGACAGUAGAUGGUUUCGACCCAAGGAAUAAAACCGUUUAUGAGUUUCUAGGUUGUAUGUGGCACGGUUGCAGCGACUGCACGACGAAAAGUACACUGCAUCCAUUUCUUAAUCGCCCCAUGGAAGAAAUCAACAAAGCGACUGACUCACGCCUUGACGCAAUAAAAGCUAUGGGUUAUGCUCUUGUUUCAAUCUGGGAGCACGAAUACGAUGCGCGCCUAGCAGCAGACAUGAAAUUCAAACGAGUCAUCGAGUUAGCAAAAGUUGAAGAGCCUAUGCACCCACGAGAUGCAUUCACCGGUGGCCGAACAAACGCUAUCAAACUGUACCACAAAUGUGCGCCAGGCGAAAAAUCUAUUCCUCGACGUUAUUAG